AUGAAGCUCUGUUCUUCCAUCCUGGCACUCUGCGUCGUGCUUUCGUACAGCUUCUCAGCCGUCCACGCGUGGCAGAGUCGUAUCGAGCUGCAGGAUACUAUCGAGACGACAGCUCGCGACUACCUCAAGCGCCCCUCCUCCCACACCUUUACGCGCGAGGCCAAAGAGGUUGCCAGGCGUCAAGUCAGCCAAGCCCUCGAGGGUGCUCGUUCUUCUCCAUCGUCACCAGCUGAAGGAUCUGGACCGCCAAGAGGUACGGCGAAUGAGGACCAGAUCCGUCAACUGUGCAAGGACCUCCGCACACAGCUCGGCAAAAAGAUCGUCAUCCCGAGACCUGCGAUCGUGAACCUGGAGUACGAAGAAUCGCGCCUACACGUCUACAAUGCCGCUCAAGCAGAGUGAGUGCGCAGUGACAGACGUCCGAGAACGAGAACGACAUGCAUUUCGAGCCCUGACUGUGUGCGCCCUCUUCCAUCGGACACCAAUCAGCGAAUACCGUAAGUUGUGACGAGUCGCCGCUACAAACGUCGGAUGAUGGGGCGACUGAGCUAGGACCUUGUUUUUUGCCCGGCCGCCCUAAUUUGCCGAAGCCUACUGCUUGAUCUUGCCCACCAGCGCAGACCAUGUGCGGGCUGCCUAUGCUGGAUUGAAACGAAUUGGCGCCGGUUUUGGCGUGCGCAGCGGCGGCCAUGCCACGAUCGACGGUUGGUCAUCCACCAAAGACGUCAUGAUCGAUUUCAAAAAUUGGUGCAACGUUGAACUCGCCAACCAGGGUAGCAUCGCAAAUGUCUCACCGGGGUGUCGUUGGGGAGAAGUGUACAAGCGUCUCGAAGCUCAAGGCAAGACUGUGCUCGGUGGUCGACUGAGCAACGUCGGCCUUGGCGCAACGCUCGGUGGAGGGUGAGUCUGAACUGAGCGUCACUUGAUCUCCGCGACAAAGGACUGAUCGAGAUGCUUCCCUGGGUACAUCAAGCCUAUCGCACCUCUCCAACCUGCACGGUCUCAUUGCAGAUAACGUCGCAUCGUACGAUCUGAUCACGCCAGAGGGUCAUUCCUUGACCGUCAGCAACACCACCAAUGCCGACCUCUGGUGGGCGCUCAAGGGAGGCAAAAAUCGUUUCGGUAUCGUCACCCGCUAUGGCUUUCAGGCUUACGAUGUCGGGUCUUGGUGGGGAGGUUUGUUGACGUACAAGGGCGAAGACGCACUCAAGGUGUGCGACGCCGUUACCGAAUUCGCCGAGACCUUUUCGGAUCCCAAAGCAGCCAUCAUUCCCACCUUCAACGCGGCUCUGGGUCCCAUCGGGGAAUUUGUUUCCGUGGCGUUGGCAUACAACGGACCCGAUCGUCCAGCUGGGGUGUUCGACAUGUUUUUCAACAUCCCUCGAACGGCGGAAAACGUCGGCAAAAAGUCGUAUGCCGACAUCAACAGCGUUUACGACUUUGGCGCAAUCUGUGAGUGGCGCUUUAUCUGCUGCUUCAGCUCGUCGUUGUCCCGCUGAUUGUCAGUCGAUGCGAUUUGUUCCAACCAAAUAUAGACGGUUUCAACGUGAACUUCCGCACAACCAGCAUCGCGCUGAACAAGGACAAGACCCGCGCGAUCUACAACAACUGGAAGCAGGCGGUAGUUGACGCCGCUGGUUUGUACUUCUCAAUGUCGGUUGGCUUGGAGCUCUUCACGCGCCAGGGCCUUGCGCAGCACGCGGCGAAAGGCGGCUCUCCAUACGGGUGAGUUGUUGUUUAGGUUUACACAUGGAGUGCUCGAUGGGCUGACUCCUCCAUGUCUGUCUGUCGAUGUUGUAGCUUUGAUGGUACGCCUUUCUCUGCUCAGGUGCGCAAAUGAAGGGCCGAGAGCGACUUGCUGCGCAGCACACGUCGGCUGACCCUGAUCCCCCCCGCACGACAGAGUUACGUGAUGAUCUAUUCGCCAUCUUCACCCACUAAUGACAAGCAGAAGCUGCUCGAGAUCGUCAAAGCCGCUGUCGACAAAACGCCAAGCGAUGCUGGCCGGUAAGAGCAUUGCUUGAGCAAGAAUGGUGGAGGCUGAGUCGUGCGGCUGAUCCAAUUGCUUCUCUCCCUUUCGGAUGCCAGCCCGCUAUUCGUCAGCUAUGCGUCCCCUGAGCAGGCGCCCUUCCUGACCUAUCGACAGCUUGAUCGCCUCAAGGUGCGUAUAGGAGAAUAUCGCAUGGCUAAUCACUGCACUGACUUAUUGCCUGAUAACUGGUUUCAGCAAAUCAACCAGCGCUACGACCCUGAAGGCUACUUCAUCUCCCACGCUGGGGGUCCUCGUUUCGAUGACAAAUACUGA
Messenger RNA from Ceraceosorus bombacis, 2305 nucleotides. The record is from the annotation of a GenBank genome assembly. NCBI's taxonomy places the organism in Eukaryota, Fungi, Basidiomycota, Exobasidiomycetes, Ceraceosorales, Ceraceosoraceae.